CCGCCGCAGGGUCACAUGACGAGUUGGAAACCUUUUAAAGCCUUCAACCUGCGGACCCGGACCUCCAGUCGUCUCCCCCGCCUUCACCACUCCAGCUGGUCCGCUUGGCUCCGAGGAUCCAACAUGUCAGACGCCGAGGAGAAUGUGGAGGAGUACGAGGAGGAGGAGGAGAAGGAAGGGGAUGAGAACGAGCACGACAGAGGGUCUAGACCACGGUUUAAGACCACCUACAUCCCAAACAUGGUUCCUCCAAAGCUCCCUGACGGAGAGAAGGUUGACUUUGACGACCUCCACCGCAAGAGAGUGGAGAAGGACUACAACGACCUCCAGACCCUCAUCGAGCAGCAUUUCUCCAGCCGUCGUCAGGAGGAGGAAGAGUUGCUCGCCCUGCGCAGCCGCAUCGAACAGCGGCGGGCCGACAGGGCCGAGCAGCAGCGGGUCCGGGCGGAGCAGGACCGCGAGCGCCAAGCCCGGGUGGCAGAGGAGAGGUCGAGGCGGGAGGAGGAGGCCGCCAAGCUGCGGGCCGAGGAGGAGGCCAAGAAGAAGAAGAUAUUCUCCAACAAGUCCUUCGGCGGAUACCUGCAGAAGGUCGACCAGAAGAAGGGCAAGAAGCUGACGGCCCGCGAGGAGAAGAAGAAGGUGCUGCUGGAGCGCAGGAAGCCGCUCAACAUCGACCACCUGAGCCAGGAGAAGCUGGCGGAGAAGGCGCAGGACCUGUGGCAGUGGCUCCACCAGCUGCACGCUGAGAGGUUCGAGCUCGCCGAGCAGCUCAAGAAGCAAAAAUAUGAAAUCCACGUGCUCCGAAACCGAGUCAGCGACCAUCAGAGAGGCUCCAAAACAUCCAAGACCUCCCGGGCGGCGUCCCGGGGUGCCAAAGGGAAAGCAGGCUCCUGGAAGUAGGCCCAGGGUCCACAACAACUGAGAAACUGAGGUUCUUUUCUGACUCUUUGGUGCAGAUUCCUUCAUCUGUAGAGCUUAGGAGACUGAGGGGAUUCAAAGGAAUAAAUUUAACCCAUUUUAGUAUAAACUGUCUUUAAAAACAGCAAAAAGGAUGUUUUCUAUGUCCCUUUGGUCCAUCCUACCAUCCACUCAUAAAUUGUUCUGCAUUAGAUUUAAUUAUUUCCUCAAACUUUCCUAAAUAUGUUUCCUGACUGUUUAUUGUUGCUA
Molecule: messenger RNA, 1167 nt
Organism: Fundulus heteroclitus (mummichog)
Lineage: Eukaryota; Metazoa; Chordata; Actinopteri; Cyprinodontiformes; Fundulidae
Product: troponin T, slow skeletal muscle-like
Exons: 1
Coding region: 16-900 (294 amino acids)
Biological process (GO): regulation of muscle contraction; sarcomere organization; cardiac muscle contraction
Cellular component (GO): troponin complex
Molecular function (GO): tropomyosin binding; troponin I binding; troponin C binding
Source: RefSeq, a predicted model, not a curated record